AUGCUAGUCUUCUUCGUUGUGUUUUUCUUCGGCCACGCGCUCACUUGCGCGUCAUUGUGCCCUUCCCUUUGGCUAGACAAGGUCUGUGUGCAUCAGCUGGACGAGCCGGCAAAGCAGCGUGGCAUCGCAGCGCUUCCGAACUUCAUUGCACGGUCCAAUCGCAUGCUCAUCCUUUGGGACAAGUUCUAUUUUGAACGGCUCUGGUGUGGGCUGGAAGUAUCCCUCUUUCUGGAGAAUGAUGGAAGUUUAAAGCAGGUGGACCUCAUGCCGCUUUGGAUGCCACCAUGGCUGUUAAGCACCAUGCUGGUAGACUUGCUGUGCGCGACAAUGUUCCAGCUGCGGGAGUUCAUGUUCAGUGGCUGGUCCACAGCGUACAUGCCAGUUAUUCAACAGAGCCUGUCGCAGUGGCUGGGGCGCGAGUCUGGUGGGACGGUCUUCGGCACAUUCUUUAUGGUGGGCUUGUUUGCUGGAUUGUGCUAUUUGCCCGCUGCCAUCCCAAGUAUGUUUUCUUUUGUUCGCAAGCUCCACCGACAUGGCUUGAUGCUCGACCAGCUCGAGCACUUCGACGUGCGACGUGCCAAGUGCACUCUUGAGUCUGACCGGACAUACAUUGAGCAAGAGAUUACAAAGCGCUUUUCCGCUGGAAGCUCCGGCAGCCUGGCGAAGAGAGCGAUGCGCUGGCCCCGCCAGUCAACAUCUGGCUUGGAGCGGAAACUGCUGUCGUCACCGUCAAAUUUAUCGUGUUCGCCGGGCUUGGAACGGUUCAAUGCCUGCGUGCAGGGUCCUCUCUAUGAUGCUGUCUGCGACAGGAUUGGGCAUGAGCUGCAUGUGCCGUAUCAUAUUUGCCUCAUCACUUUCCUGCCCAUGAUGCUGCUUGCGGCUGUAAACGUUUUCGGCUGCGAUGAUGGCCCCUGCGACAAAAGCGCCAAGCAAUCCGAUAGCACGCUGCUGCAGUAUAUGAUGCAGAACACAUUUGGUUGGGUGGCAAGCCUCUUGCUGGUCUUCCCUGCAGCCCACUCAUUGCUCUUGAGGCUCUUGAAGGCAGUCCAGACCACUGACAACCUCUUCUCCCAGGUUCUGCGGGCGCUGGUCAGCGGGAUCGUGGUCUACGCGUACAUUUGGGCCUGCUUUGGACUUGUCCUUGGUGCGGUGGCCUCACCCUUUGUGGGACACUUCCGGCCGAUGUGGUUAUUGAUUUCAGCAGGCAUUUUCGCCUUCCUGAUCUGGCAGGCCUACAUGCUCUUCUGCACCACGCGGCGACCCGAGACCAUUGCCUGCAGCAGAUUCGCUGACACGCCUUUCUGA
This is a messenger RNA of Symbiodinium pilosum, 1305 nucleotides long. Lineage: Eukaryota; Dinophyceae; Suessiales; Symbiodiniaceae. The record is from the annotation of a GenBank genome assembly.